Messenger RNA from Paramacrobiotus metropolitanus, 1300 nucleotides. RefSeq lists its product as uncharacterized. Gene Ontology annotation, cellular component: cytoplasm; nucleus. The transcript is spliced from 3 exons. NCBI's taxonomy places the organism in Eukaryota, Metazoa, Tardigrada, Eutardigrada, Parachela, Macrobiotidae. Bases 73 to 1050 code for a protein of 325 amino acids. Gene Ontology annotation, molecular function: ubiquitin protein ligase binding. The record is from RefSeq and is a predicted model, not a curated record. Gene Ontology annotation, biological process: regulation of proteolysis; proteasome-mediated ubiquitin-dependent protein catabolic process.
UUAAAAGAGUAUUAUAAUUGAUAACUGUUAUUUGGAAUUUUGAAACGUUUAGCCUUGAUUCUGCUUUAUGAAAUGACUGACGAAGCAUUACUUAUAACUCCAGCUUGCCUCCAUCCUACGGCGUGGCUCUUCGAGAUCUCCAUCGAGCAGUUCGAGAAGACUUACCAAGAACACUCAUAUUCGACGACGUAUACUGCCACGAUCAGACUUGACACGCAUCAUGUCCAAAAAUAUUUUGGUGUUCCGGCAUCAUUUUGGAAGCUCUCGAUAGUGACGAGCUAUGGCAGUAGCAACGCGACCUACCAAAUUGGACCAACUUGCGCGAAGCAUUUACUUGCCAGCAAAGAAUCUCUGCGCGUGGAAUGUGCCGUCAGCGGAUCAGGAUUACACUUCGGAGAUACAUACGACGUGGUAAUCGGUCCAGAAGGCUGGGCUCCUCAGUCGGAUACGACGAAGCGUAACUUGUCGAUUCCUUCGGAGCAGCGCAAAGCAAAUGAUGAGUAUUGGCAAAUAAUUCGCCCGGGAAGCGUGGUUUACAUGAGGUUGGCGUUCUACGCCACGGACACCAGCGGAGGUUCGUUGGGUUCCUGCCGGAAUCAUCUGGCCCAGAAAUUCGGCACUUUACUGGACAGUGGGCGCGUGACUGACUGUACGGUGGUCUCGCGUGAUGGCAAGCAGUUCGCCGUGCAUCGUGCUGUUCUGGCUGCGCAGUCACCAGUCUUUGCUGCCAUGUUCGAGAAUAACUGUAUUGCGAAAUCAUCAGGGAACUGCACAAUCAACGAUAUCAAUGGGGUUGUCUUGGAGGCGCUCGUCAAAUUUGCCUACACGUGUGCUCCGCUGGAGUUGCCGGCGGACCUUUUGCCGGACUUGUAUGACGCUGCGGAAAAGUAUGAUAUGGAUGAUCUGCGGAGCCACUGCGAAAGUGUGAUGACGGGCGCGAUCAACGUGGACAUUGCAUUGCGCUACCUCCUGUUUGCGAAGGAACGCGGUUUAAAGAAGUUGAAGACGCAAGCCAUAAAGUUCCUUUAUGACCAUAGCAGUGAAAUUUGAGCGCUAGUGGCAUUUAUAUGAAUUACGUAUUGAACCAUCGUGUGUUUGUACUUGACAUCUUCAUAUCGAUUCUUAACGGCAUUAACCAUCAUCACUGCAAUAACCGGACACUACUGCUUAAAACUUAAUUUCUUAUGUGUUUGUUGUAGGACUGCUUAACUGACUUACUACAUGAAAUGUGCGAACGCGAUAUUUUUGUUUCUAUCCUCGUGUUCUUCGCUCUCGUGAUCUUUUUAGAAAUCCUGUUUCU